CUCCAGAUGCCCUUUUGGAAAAAAUUUCAUUCUUCUUGUCCCUUCUCUUUUCCCAUUACCCCUUUGUCUUUGAAUUCCCUAUACUAACCUUUCUUUCUUUAAUAUAUUUCUUCUCCACCUCAUUAAUUCAUUUAAUUUUUCAAUUAAAUACACUCAACCAAACACAACAACCAAAUGGGAUCCACAAACAACCUUAACCAAUCAGAUUUGCCUUGGCCCACAUGUCUUCAUGUUCCCUCUCCUCUCUCCUCUGUCCGCGUGAAGAGCUCUUCUUCCCCAUCCUUCAUUGGCGAUUUUGAAGCUUUAACAUCAGGAAAAUGCAAAAUCCGCAUUGUACAAUCAUUUGUUUUGAUUAUGGAGGAUAUUAUAUUAAAGAUGGGGUUGAAAUGAAAUGGAUUUCGGGAGAUUGUGAAGGGGAAGAUGAAAUUCACACUAUUGUGUUGAAGAAAUCAGUGGAUGAGAUCACACGUUCUGUUUUGGUUGAGCGUAUUUGCAGAAAGAUAAAGGUAGAUGACUAUAAGAUGGAAGCGAAGAUUAGUUACUUUCCAAUGGUAAUGUAUUCGAACAAGCCAUCAUAUAUCUGGGAAGAUGAAGACGUUUUUUGUUAUCUAAUGCAAGUAAAUCAAGAGAAUUGUAGAAGUGUUCUACAUGUGGAGUUCAACAAAAGGGAUGAUGACACUGAUUUCUAUGGCAGUCUAUCGGAUAGAGAGGCUACUGAAAGAGGGGCUACUGAUAGAGAGGCCACUGAUAGAGAGGCUACUGAAAGAGGGGCUACUGAUAGAGAGGCUACUGAUACAGAAGCUAUUGAUACAGAGGCUAUUGAGACAGAGGCUAUUGAGACAGAGGGUGGUGAUGAAGAAGGUACUGAGAAGGAUGCAACUGAUAAUGAAGGUACUGGUGGUGUGCUUACACUUUACGAAGACAUUGAGAUGCAUGAGAAUGCCACCGAAAGAGAAGCAGGACCCUCAGUUGAAGUCACACCAGUUGUCUAUAAGGAGUGGGAUGAUGGUAUGGAUUUGGUUUUAGAUCAAGAAUUUAGAACCAAGGAGGAAGCGCAAACUCAUAUUCAGGCGGCGUCACAUGUGAAGUGUUUUGAGUAUGAGGUAAUUAAGUCGGAUACUAAGAGAUAUGUGAUAAAAUGCCGAGGAGCCAAAGAAAGCUGCAAGUGGUUUGUGCGUGUUGCAAAGUUAACGAAUUCAGAUCUUUGGUCAGUUAGAAGUUACAUCAAGCAGCAUAGAUGUUCUGUUGUUACCACAAGAACACUGCCUAAUAGAAGGAGAGGCACACAACAAAUCGUUGCAUCUAUCCUGGCCCAAGAUUAUCCUGGAAGUUUUGACACACCACGUCCCAAUGCUCUGAUCGAUUUGGUUCAUCAGAGAGUUGCUGUGGAAGUAUCAUACACAACGGCAUAUAGAGGAAGAAGACUAGCUGCUAAUAAAGUGCGCGGAACUCCUGAAGAGAGUUAUUCUUUAUUAUAUUGUUAUAUGCACAUGCUGGAGCAGGUGAAUCCUGACACAAUAACUCGUGUGGUUGUGGAUGAGGGCAAAAAAUUUAAGUAUCUAUUUUGGGCUUUGGGAGCUAGCAUAGAAGGAUUCCGCGCGAUGAGAAAAGUCCUUGUUGUGGAUGCAACACACCUGAAGACUGUUUAUGGUGGAGUGUUAUUUGUUGCGACUGCUCAGGAUCCCAAUCAUCACCACUACCCAAUUGCGUUUGGUGUUGCUGAUGGUGAGAAAUAUGAGAGUUGGCUAUGGUUUAUGGAACAGUUGAAAUCAGUGAUAUCGGAUCUCCCUGGAUUGGUGUUUCUUUCGGACAGAAACAAAGGCUUGAUCAAGGCAGUAUAUCAAGUGUUCCCUCAGGCCGCUCAUGGUUAUUGUAUAUGGCAUCUGUCUCAAAAUGUUAAAGGCUACGUCCGUAACAACAGAGAAACAUAUGCAUUUAAGUUUAUGGAGUGCGCACACGCUUAUACAGAGGCGGAGUUCUUGGUCCUUUAUGACGCUUUUGGCAGGAAAUAUCCUAGUGCAGCGGAGUAUCUUGACAAAAGUUGUGAAAAAAAGAAAUGGGCUAGAUGUUACUUUGAAGGAGUUAGGUACAAUGUUGACACCACCAAUUCAGCUGAAUCUUUUAACGGUGUUAUUAAAGACGCAAGAAAGUUCACCUUACUUCCAAUGUUUGAUUUUAUCAUUGGAAAAAUUGCUGAAUGGUUUAACAAGCACAGGAAAGAGGCAGCUGAAAUGCCACCCGCACUGAAGCUUGUGCCUAUAGUGGAGGAAGAAAUGACUAAAAGAUGUGUUGAUGCAGGGUUUCUUCGGGUUGAUGAGUUAAACAGCUUCCAUCUCGAGUACAGUGUGCAUGGUAGUGACGGGAAGCGUUAUACCGUGGACAUGGCUAUGAACACGUGCACCUGUGGGCAAUUUGAUAAAGACAAAUAUCCAUGUGUUCAUGCAGUAGCUGCUGCCACAUUCAUGACUGAGAAAGCGGGAAAGGAACUCCAUCUAUCUGAGUAUUGUUCUAAGUACUAUUUGGUAGAGCAAUGGGCUUUGGCUUAUCACAGGACAAUAUAUCUUGUUCCUCAUAUGUCUGAUUGGGUUAUACCAGAAGAAAUUAGAGCAAAGAAAGUACUUCCUCCAGAAUUUGAAGUCAAGAAAGGAAAACCACAACAAACAAGGAAACCAUCAGCAGGAGAAGCUCGUGGAAGAGGAAAAAGAGGCAGAGGGAGUGGAAGAGGGAGAGCCACAGGCACAGACACAGGCAGAGCCAGAGGAAGAGGUAUGGCAGCGUAUUUUGAAUGUGGAAGUGGUUCAGGUUCAGGUGUUUGAUUGUUGAAAUUUGUUUCAUUGUGCUAUUCCGACUACUAGGACUACUGGAACUACUAUGUGUUAUUUGGACUACCUGAAUUGCUAGAAUUACUAUGUGUUAUUUGAACUACUAGGAUUACUGGUUUACUAUGUGUUAUUUGGACCACCUGUAUUUCUGGAAUUACUAUGUGUUAUUUGAACUACUAGGACUACUAUAGAUUACUAUGUGUUAUUUGGACUACAUAUAUAUUAGGGCUGGGCAAAUAAACCGAACCCGAAAAUCCGAACCGAACCCGAUCCGAUGAAAAUGAAUCCGAACCGAUCCGAACCCGACAUAAAUACCGAAUGGAUUUUGUUUUUUGGUAUAUUGGGUUAUGGGUAUUAUCCGAACCGAAUCCGGACCUAAAUGGAUAUCCGAUAGAACCCGAAACAUUUAU
This is a messenger RNA of Brassica rapa (field mustard), 3232 nucleotides long. RefSeq lists its product as uncharacterized. The record is from RefSeq and is a predicted model, not a curated record. Gene Ontology annotation, molecular function: zinc ion binding. NCBI's taxonomy places the organism in Eukaryota, Viridiplantae, Streptophyta, Magnoliopsida, Brassicales, Brassicaceae.